This is a messenger RNA of Pseudovirgaria hyperparasitica, 1320 nucleotides long. Its product is annotated as ferredoxin reductase-like protein. The transcript is spliced from 4 exons. Gene Ontology annotation, molecular function: oxidoreductase activity. NCBI's taxonomy places the organism in Eukaryota, Fungi, Ascomycota, Dothideomycetes, Acrospermales, Acrospermaceae. Gene Ontology annotation, cellular component: endoplasmic reticulum. Bases 321 to 1175 code for a protein of 284 amino acids. The record is from RefSeq and is a predicted model, not a curated record.
GUUUCCCGAGCCCGUCCUUAGUCCGAGCGGCAAAGGGCAGUGGGCAGGGCAAAACUCGGGUUUCGUUAGUGAGGGAGGGCGGUAAUAACGCCGACCGCAGACCAAGUCUUGGUGAUGGAUUAAUUAUUUCUAGAACCAAUUUGCUCCGUUUCUUCACGCCGCAUCUCUAAGUGUCGUGUCGCCAGCUGUACGUCGCUGUUGUGCAUCAAUUGUUUUGACACAGUACCCUCUUCGGCACAUACUUCUUUACCACCUGAUUCUGUGGUGUAAAAUCGGUUGAGCUUUCCAGUCGCAAUACCCCACGCCGGCUCAAACAAAUUAUGGCGUUUCCUACGUGGCUACCUUUUGUUGUAGCCAUAGUGGCAUUACUUGGCGCAUAUGUGGUCUUUAGUGGCAGUGCGGUAAAGAAGACUCCAGUGCUCAAGCCGACCGAGUUCCAGACUUUUGACCUGAAAGAGAAGACAGUCCUAUCACACAACACGGCGAUUUACCGCUUCGCGCUUCCCAACGAAACCGAUAUCCUUGGUCUCCCCAUCGGCCAGCACAUCUCGCUUGCAGCGACCAUCGAUGGCAAGGAGAUCGUCCGCUCGUAUACUCCCAUCUCCUCCGAUGAAGACUCCGGCUUCUUCGACCUCAUCAUCAAGGCAUAUCCAACCGGAAAUAUUAGCAAGCACAUGGCGUCCUUGAAAGUUGGGCAAUCGAUGAAAGUUAGGGGACCAAAGGGGGCUAUGGUAUACACACCGAACCUGGUCAGACACUUUGGCAUGAUCGCCGGUGGAACUGGUAUCACGCCGAUGUUGCAGAUCAUCAAGGCCAUUAUCCGCGGGAGGCCAAGGAACGGCGGCAACGACAAUACUGAAGUGGACCUGAUAUUCGCAAACGUCAACCCGGAAGACAUUCUACUGAAGGAAGAUUUGGACAAACUAGCUGCUGAGGAUGAUAAGUUCCGCGUACACUACGUUCUGAACAACCCACCCGAGAAGUGGGAUGGUGGUACUGGAUUCGUCACAGCUGAUAUGAUAAAGGCCAAACUCCCGGCACCAGCGGGCGACAUCAAGAUUCUUCUUUGUGGUCCUCCACCAAUGAUCAGCGCCAUGAAGAAGGCCACGCAAGAACUUGGCUACGAUAAGCCUCGCCCUGUCAGCAAGCUCGAAGACCAAGUCUUCUGCUUCUAGAUGUUGGAACGAUCGACGAACAGCACAACCAAGCAAGCUGCUACCUUUGGCAAACAAGACUAUGAAUUGCUAAAAUAGUAAAAUAGGCUUAGCAUCAAUGUAGCGUUGCCAUACCUUUGUGCUUGAAUUAUUCGGACUACCACUA